AUGAAUCCAAGUCAGACCCUGCAGCUCCGCGAAACUGAUACCUCUGGUACUGAUAAAUUUCUAAAACUCAUCGCGAGUCCCUUUGAGUCAGAGGUAAGUGCGUUCACAGUUAGUGCUGUCUGGGCCUCACUAGGUACUUCCGUCGGCGUCUCCGUCCUUUUCACCCUCCUCUUCUCCCUUUUUCGACCUCAUCACACUCUUGUCUAUGCCCCUAAGAUCAAACAUGCCGAUCCUAAGCAUACACCACCAGCGGUGGGUAAGGGGAUAUUCUCUUGGAUCAAACCGGUUAUCCAUACCCGGGAACCCGAACUCCUUGAGACUAUCGGAUUAGACGCUACUAUCUUUCUACGCUUCACCAAGAUGUGUCGCAACAUCUUCAUCAUUAUGAGUAUCAUCGGAUGCGCGAUUAUGAUACCGGUCAACGUCAUUGAGAGCCGUAGCAAUAGCUUUACUGAAUCUCUGUCAGCGUUCAGCACGAUGACACCCUUGUAUGUGACCAGCACAACCGCCAUUUGGAGCCAGGUAGCAUGCGCUUGGGUUUUCGACAUUAUAAUCUCCUUCUUCCUUUUCAGGACCUACCAGGCCGUGCGAAAAAUGCGACGACAGUAUUUUCAAAGCUCCGACUAUCAACGGAGUAUGCACGCGCGAACGCUGAUGAUCACUGAUAUCCCACCCUCCGAUCGCUCCGAUGAGGGUAUCCUGCAAAUUACCGAUGAGGUUAAUCACACAGCCUCCCUUCCCCGUGCCGCUAUUGGCCGUAACGUCAGAGACCUGCCUAAACUCAUCAAGGAACAUGAGGAACAUGUAAGGAAACUGGAGUCGGUAUUGGCGAAGUACCUGAAGCGCCCCGACCAACUGCCCGCGAAGCGGCCCCGUAUGCGCCCUCCCCGAAGUUAUCGUAAAAAGAACUCCGACGGUAAGGUGGAUACGAUCGACUUCCUUACAAUACGCAUUCGUGUACUCGAGGAAGAGAUCAAGCACGGACGAACGUCAAUUGAUCGCCGAAAUGCUAUGCCAUUUGGAUUUGCUAGUUGGGAAAAUAUUGAACAUGCACAUUCGGUAGCAUGGAAUGCCCGCCGAAAACAUCCCAUGGGCACCACUGUUCGACUUGCUCCGCGACCAAACGAUCUAAUUUGGGAGAAUUUACCUCUUUCAAAGCCCGCGCGUAAGUGGAAGCGAUUUGCAAAUUUCAUCUGGGUCACUGCAUUGACUGUUGUGUGGAUUGUGCCCAACGCUCUGAUUGCUGUUUUCUUAUCCGACUUUUCCCAUCUGGGUUACGUUUGGGAAGACUUCGACAAUUUGAUUAAGGCCCAACCGAAAGUCUGGGCUGCCAUUCAAGGUAUUGCAUCUCCAGCUGUUACCUCACUUGCCUAUUUGGUGCUUCCGAUCAUCUUUCGACGCCUCUCUAUUCAAGGUGGCAGCAAGACGAAGACUUCUCGCGAGCGACACGUCCUUGGCCAACUUUAUGCCUUCUUUGUUUUCAACAACUUGAUAGUGUUCUCGCUCUUUUCCGCGGCGUGGACUUUCGUGUCAACGGUGAUAGAUAAGAAAAAUGAUGAGAGUACCUGGAAGGCCAUGGUGGAUGGACAGCUCUAUUACAAGAUGAUCAGUGCCUUGUGUAAUGUGUCUCCAUUCUGGGUAACCUGGCUUCUGCAGCGCAACCUGGGCGCCACCAUUGAUCUCGCACAGAUGAUCACUGUCGCGUGGGUAUGGUUUUCUAAAACGUUCUUGUCACCCACACCUCGCCAGGCAAUUGAGUGGACGGCACCCCAACCCUUUGACUACGCUACCCACUACAACUACUUCCUGUUCUAUUCUACAGUCGCCAUGUGCUUCGCCACUCUGCAACCAAUUGUCUUGCCAAUAACCGCAUUGUACUUUGGUCUUGACGCCUUGUUGAAGAAGUACCUGCUCCUGUACGUUUUCGUGACCAAGAAUGAGUCCGCCGGUGCGUAUUGGCGUCCCUUGUUCAAUCGUAUGGUGUUUGCAACCAUCUUGUCCAAUAUCAUUAUUGCCAUGGUCACCAAGGUCAAGGGCACUUGGACUAUGGUCUUUUGCGUGAUCCCGCUGCCAUUCUUAAUGAUAGGCUUCAAGGUUUACUGCAGUCGGGUUUUUGAUGCAGACAUCAAGUACUACCGCCGCGGUAAUCUGACUGAUGCUGAGGCUCUGGCCCCUGGUAAACCCGGCUUCAGCAAGAAGGCAGCCGAAAAGCUUAACGCCAAGUUCGGCCAUCCAGCUCUUUUCAAACCGCUCAUCACUCCCAUGGUCCACGCUAGGGCAGCCGAGGUGCUUAAAGAUAUCUACGCAGGCCGUCUAGAGUCUGGUGAAAUGGCUGGCGAGUAUUCAGACAUUGCCAUGAAUCCAAUGCUUCCAAAUGAGCCCGGCAAGAUUGACGAGGCAGCACCCUUCGAAGUCGUUCCCGAGAACCAUCUAGACUUCUCAUACUUCAAGGAUCGCUACGAGUUCCAAGAAGAGUUCGGCGGAGGCAUCUACGGCAGACCAGAAGAUUUGAUGACAGAACGCUCGCACACCCCACGCCCAACAUUGGGAGCUGAGUGGUCACCCACGUCAUCGCGUGCUUCUUCUCCCGCCCCAUCACAUGAAGGCCGUCAAUCUCCCCAUCCAGCCUUCCAUACACCGCUAUCACAGUUAUAUAACGCCGACCCAGUUGACGAAAGCGAGUCUAGACUCCUCAAUCAUGCACAGGCCCCUGGGCAGGUAGAGUCGGCCUCUCCACUUGACCGAUGGCGGUCUGGUGGCUACGGCCCCGUGUACCAGCAAGACGAGGAAACCGAGGACACAUCGUAUGAUGCGUACCGACAGGGCAAUCGCUAA
Molecule: messenger RNA, 2835 nt
Organism: Penicillium taxi
Lineage: Eukaryota; Fungi; Ascomycota; Eurotiomycetes; Eurotiales; Aspergillaceae
Product: putative DUF221 domain protein
Exons: 2
Coding region: 1-2835 (944 amino acids)
Cellular component (GO): plasma membrane
Molecular function (GO): calcium-activated cation channel activity
Source: RefSeq, a predicted model, not a curated record